CGCGGCCGGGGCCAGGGUCGGGCCGGGCUGAGGCGGAGGGAGGCGGCGGCAGAGCGGGCGAGGCGGCGCAGGCCCGGGCCCGGAGAUGAGGCCAGGAUGUCGGUGUCAGGGCUCAAGGCCGAGCUGAAGUUCCUCGAGUCCAUCUUCGACAAGGACCACGAGCGCUUCCGCAUCGUCUCCUGGAAGCUGGACGAGCUCCACUGCCAGUUCGUGCUCCUGCCGCCGCCGCCGGGCUCCAGCCCGCAGCCGCCGCCGCCGCUCACCAUCCACUGCAACAUCACGGAGUCUUACCCCUCUUCAUCACCAAUAUGGUUUGUAGAAUCAGAUGACCCAAACCUAACUUCAGUCUUAGAGCGUUUAGAAGAUAUUAAGAAAAGCAAUACUCUGCUUCUUCAGCAGCUGAAGCGGUUAAUAUGUGACCUCUGCAGGUUGUAUAAUCUUCCACAGCAUCCAGAUGUUGAAAUGUUAGAUCAGCCAUUACCAGCUGGACAGAAUGGAACAACAGAAGAAGUUACAUCAGAGGAGGAGGAGGAGGAAGAUAUGGGUGAAGACAUUGAAGAUCUGGAUCAUUAUGAUAUGAAGGAGGAGGAACCAGUUGAUGGGAAGAAAUCUGAGGAUGAAGGCAUUGAAAAAGAGAACCUUGCAAUCUUAGAAAAAAUCAGAAAAAAUCAAAGACAAGAUCACUUAAAUGGUGCAGUCUCUGGGUCAGUUCAGGCUUCAGAUCGACUUAUGAAAGAACUCAGGGAUAUAUAUAGAUCACAGAGUUACAAAACAGGGAUUUAUUCAGUGGAACUGGUAAAUGACAGCUUGUAUGAAUGGCAUGUUAAGCUUCUAAAGGUUGAUCCUGAUAGCCCACUGCAUAGUGAUCUUCAGGUCUUAAAAGAAAAAGAAGGUGUAGAAUACAUUUUACUCAACUUCUCUUUUAAGGAUAAUUUCCCUUUUGAUCCUCCCUUUGUGCGAGUGGUGUCUCCUGUGCUCACGGGAGGGUAUGUCCUAGGUGGAGGUGCAUUAUGCAUGGAACUUCUUACUAAACAGGGCUGGAGCAGUGCCUAUUCAAUAGAAUCAGUCAUCAUGCAGAUCAAUGCCACUUUAGUCAAAGGAAAAGCCAGAGUACAGUUUGGAGCCAAUAAGAACCAAUAUAAUUUAGCAAGAGCACAGCAGUCCUAUAAGUCACUAGUACAAAUACACGAGAAAAAUGGCUGGUACACUCCUCCCAAGGAAGAUGGCUAACACUGAGGACUGUUGCACACCCGGACCAAUGUCAACACCAGAAGCUCUUUUUUAUGUUUUCCAACCCAGAGACUCGAGCUCCAAGCGCCCCUGUAACAGCCUGCUGGAGACUUUAGCUAUUAGAUAGGUUAGUGGAUAAUCUGUCAACUGACAUGUCAAGUAUAAGUUACAGCCUUACCAUUCCACUCUUCUUAGGUAUGGGACUGAGCAGUUUGGGCCUUUCCCCUCUUUCUUCUUCUGGAUUAAGCAGAUUUGGGCCAUGCCCUCCCUUCUCCCUGUUUUUCUUUGGUUUGGUUUUUUGUUUUUUUUUUUAUUUGCCUGCAUAAGCUCCCUCCUGCAGGCUCCUGAGUUACUAAAGGUCAUUGGGUAGGAGUGAGCUGCUCACACACCUCUGUGUAUUUUUUUUUUUACCUUUUGCAAACUGCAGAGACUUGUGUUUUACUGUUUCAGUUAAAGCCAAGAAGUUUAAUACCUUGUUUAAUACUGUUCUAGGAAAUGUCAGGUCUUGCAAAUCACAGUAGUUUUUCUGGUCUCCAAUGACAGCAUUUGUAGUAUUUCCAAAUUAAUGAUAUAGGAAAAACAAAUGUAUGCUAAGUCAUUAAACAUUUUUCAUGGCUGUAUGAGAAUAUGAAUUGUUUCUUGGAAAAGAUGCUCUUUGUUUAGAUUGUUAGCUUUUUCUUCUGGCUGUUUUCCUGUUGGUUGUUGGUUUUUUUAGGUUUGUUUUUCUUGUUGCUUUGAUUCUGUUUGGUUGUUUGUUUUUUUUUUUUUAAGCAGAGCAGGGCUGUGCCAAUAAAACCUUGUAAGUAGUCACUUCCACUGGGGCGUCAGAACUUGCUGGGCUGUUCCUGCUUGUUGGCUCCACCUCCUUAACGCCAAGAGCCGCAGUAUGAAGCUUGAAGUUAUUUAAAGUACUAAAAAAAAAAAAAA
Calypte anna (Anna's hummingbird) is the source of this 2157-nucleotide messenger RNA. RefSeq names its product ubiquitin conjugating enzyme E2 Q2 (gene UBE2Q2). Lineage: Eukaryota; Metazoa; Chordata; Aves; Apodiformes; Trochilidae. The record is from RefSeq and is a predicted model, not a curated record. The transcript has 13 exons. Gene Ontology annotation, molecular function: protein binding. The coding region runs from base 97 to 1230 and encodes 377 amino acids.